This is a messenger RNA of Miscanthus lutarioriparius, 1512 nucleotides long. Lineage: Eukaryota; Viridiplantae; Streptophyta; Magnoliopsida; Poales; Poaceae. The record is from the annotation of a GenBank genome assembly.
AUGGCAAGCACGAGUUGGGCUGCCAAUAUGCACGCGACGACGACACCCAGCAUGUUUGCAAGAUUGUCAGAUAAGCUGAGCAGAUUCGCCUGCGGAUUCUCGCCAUCGGCGAUAAUGGCGCCGCCGCACCACGACGUUGAGCUUGCAGAGGCUUGUAGGUUUUCCGACUAUGCUGGCUUCAGCUCUGCCCUCCUGAUGCUCUCUCCCGAUAGAUACAACGAGAACGAAUCAUUAUCAUCGUCCUACGCGUCGUCAAUCUCACGUAUCGCCGCCGCCGCCGACGAGGUGCUGGACGAUCCACCGGCGGAGGACAAGGAGACGACCCUCCCGUGCGUCGCGUUCCCGUCGCAGCACGGUUACAUGGUCUUCUCCCUCGCCGAGGACCGCAUGCGCGACGGCGUCCGGCUGCGCCCGGUCACUGGGUGCCGGGUCGUGCCGUCCCCGUACGGCGGGGCGGUGCUCACCACGGACCUGACAUCUUUCAGGCACCCGUCCCGCCUCGUCGACCCGUUCACCGGCGAGUCCGCGCCGCUCCCGGACCUGCCCGUCCCACUCUGGUACAAGGAGCCGUCACCGGCGUGCGAGCCCGAGGCGCCGCGCGUGCAGGGCCGCCGCCGCGCGGUGCCGCCCACCGACGACGGCUUCGCGUGGGACCGGUCCCCGCGCGGCGUCAUGAUCGCGCGGGGUGACACGGUGUUUUUCUGCGAGGGCGGCGGUGGCGGCGAGUGGAGGACGCUGUACCGGUCGACAACCGCGUCGGGCAUGACCGUGAACUACCGUGGCGGCUUCUUCUUCGUCCUCCAACAGCGCACUCUGGUCACCACGGUCAUCGACGCGAGGACCCUCGAGAAGGUCGCGGAUAUCUGGCCGCCGCCUGGCGACGACGACGACGCCGUCGACUGCAUCCACCUGGUCGCCUCCACGGACGACGUCUUCUUGCUUGUCCACCGCGCAAGGGACAUGGAUUGCGAGCUGUUCUCCGAGGUGUACCGUGCCAGGCACCAGAAACCGAAACCGGAGUGGUCAAAGGUGACCGACAUCGGUGACCGCGCGCUGUUCGUUGACAGGCUCCAUGGCUUCUCGGUGGGCGUAGGCGGCGAGGACACCGCCGGCGGGGUAAAGAGGAACUGCGUCUACACGAUUAGCGCUACACCGGUGGAAGACCCGCAAGGGCGCCGCAUUGUGGUGCACAACGUGGAAGAGUUUCACUUGAAUAGGCCGGAAGUGGGAGGGACGCUGGAGUGUCGGCUCGGAGGCAGCCAAGUUAAGCAGAUGUGGGGAGAGCCGUAUUGGAUGAUCCCAAUGAGCAGAGAGGAUCCAGCCGUAUUGGAUGAUCCCAAUGAGCAGAGAGGAUCCAUAGGAGGUGUCACUGUGUCAGACCCCUGGUAUGCGGCAUGGUCCUGUCAAGAGCUCCGAGGCAUCUGCCCGAGCCAGCUUGCCGAGUAUCUUUCGGUCAGGCAGAGCCCUUGGGCGAUGGAGGCUCAGACCUCACGGGCUCUACUCGGGAUCUAG